Leucoraja erinaceus (little skate) is the source of this 3327-nucleotide messenger RNA. RefSeq names its product mucolipin-3-like. Lineage: Eukaryota; Metazoa; Chordata; Chondrichthyes; Rajiformes; Rajidae. Gene Ontology annotation, cellular component: plasma membrane; lysosomal membrane. The transcript has 15 exons. Bases 1 to 1827 code for a protein of 608 amino acids. Gene Ontology annotation, molecular function: NAADP-sensitive calcium-release channel activity. The record is from RefSeq and is a predicted model, not a curated record.
AUGGGACUGGCGGCGAGGAGCGGCUCGGGCUGUGAGAUGCAAACACUGGCCAUCCAGUCGGCCUGUCCACAAUACAAGCAAGUAACUUUUUGUGAGUGUGCACACGAGUUGGUGACUGGGGACAAGAGUGAAUUAAUGCGCGGCUUUGGACCCGUGAGCGGCCGCGAAGGUAUGGAAGAUGUCGAUCUGCCGGUCAGUGACCCCCCCUCGCCGGGGAAGGACGGAGAGCGGGACGGAGACGUCGCCCACGCCGACACCGACCAACUCCGCAGGAAGCUGAAAUUCUUCUUCAUGAACCCGUGCGAGAAGUUCAGGGCCCGCGGGCGCAAGCCCUGGAAACUGGGCGUCCAGAUCCUGAAGAUAGCCAUGGUCACUCUGCAGCUGGUCGUGUUUGGUCUCAGCAACCAGAUGGUGGUUCUGUUCAAGGAGGAGAACACGGUGGCAUUUAAACACCUCUUCAUUAAGAACUACCUGGACAACAGCAACAGUGACCUUGCCAUCUACACCCAGAGUGAAGUCUACGAGUAUCUGUCCUUCAUCUUCACCCAGUACGUGCAGCUGCGGAGGGUGUCGGUGGGAAACCAUGCAUACGAGAGGCGGGGGACCGGCCUGAUGCCCCUCACCGUGUGUCAGUACUUCUACAAGCGGGGCAGCGUCAGCCCAGGCAACGAGUCCUUCAACAUCGACCCAAUGGUGGAGACCGAGUGCUUGGACAUUGAGCCAAUGACUCCGGGUUCCGCUGGACCGGCAGCUGAGAAACCAAACUUGACCCUGCACUUCCAUCGCCUUUUAAUGGUGCAAAUUCAGUUUAAACUCAAGGCCAUCAAUCUUCAAACCAUCCGGCGUCACGAGCUGCCUGAUUGCUACGAUUUCCAUGUGACUAUCACCUUUGACAAUAAGGCUCACAGUGGCAGAAUUCAGAUUGGUUUGGACAGCGACAUAUCCAUUAGAAAAUGCAAAGGCAGGCAUGUAACUGGGGGAGUGCAACGAAACAGCCACUACAUGGUGAUAUUCGACGGUUUUAUCGUGGGGAUUUGCCUGAUCUCGUUGGUCCUCUGCACCCGGUCCAUUGUCAAUGGGAUAAAGCUGCAGCAUGAGUUCGCCAGCUUCUUUGCCCAGCAGUACAGCAAGCAGGUGAGCUGGUCCGAGCGUUCGCAGUUCCUCAACGGCUGGUACACCCUGAUCAUCACCAGCGACCUGCUCACCAUCACCGGCUCUGUACUCAAGAUGGAGAUUGAUGCCAAGAGUUUUGCAUCGUAUGAUGUGUGCAGCAUCUUGCUGGGCUCGUCCACGCUGCUGGUCUGGGUGGGAGUCAUCCGAUACCUCGGCUUCUUUGAGAAGUACAACGUGUUGAUUCUCACCCUGCGUGCAGCACUGCCCAAUGUGAUGCGUUUCUGCUGCUGUGCCUCCAUGAUGUACCUGGGCUACUGCUUCUGUGGAUGGAUCGUGCUGGGGCCGUAUCACCAGAAGUUCCGAUCGCUCAACAUGGUCUCCGAGUGCCUCUUCUCCCUCAUCAAUGGCGAUGACAUGUUCUCCACCUUUGCGGCCAUGAAGGACAAGAGCUACCUGGUGUGGCUCUUCAGCAGGCUGUACCUGUACUCCUUCAUCAGCCUCUUCAUCUACAUGGUCCUCAGCCUCUUCAUUGCCCUCAUCACCGACACCUACGAGACCAUCAAACUUCACCAGCGGCAGGGGUUCCCACAGACCGACCUGCAGGCAUUCAUCGGGGAGUGCCAGGACUUGCCGGACUCUGGCAAGUACCGGGUGGCCGAGGAGUUGCCCGUCUCUCUCUACUGCUGCUGUAACAGGUUGAGGUCGGAAACGUAGGGAUGAGAAGUCCUUGCCACCUGUCCUGAAGAUGGUGUGUGUGGGUGCGUGUGUGUGUGGGGGUGCGUGUGUGUGGGUGCGUGUGUGUGGGUGUGUGUGUGUGUGUGUGUGUCUGGCUUUGCCCCUCACCAGCUGGGUGCGGGCACUCUACGUAAUGCCAAGGCUCUGGCUUGAGCUGAACAUGUGUCCACUGGCCCAGUAUGGUGACGCUGGUCUGACGAGCCCACCUGAACGUCCCCAGGGCACGGCCUGGCCACGUCUCUUCAGUCGUGCUGCGGCCCUGGAGAAUGAAGCUGCCAUUGGUCGUGCUCUCCAGCUUGCUUGUCGCAUUGGACGGGUUGAUGUUGGACUGGGACCAGUUGGUGCUUGAUCAGCUGGUGUGGGACUGAACUAGUUGGUGUGGGACUGAACUAGCUGGUGUGGGACUGAACUAGUUGGUGUGGGACUGAACUAGUUGGUGUGGGACUGAACUAGUUGGUGUGGGACUGAACUAGUUGGUGUGGGACUGAACUAGUCGGCAUUGGAUCAGCUGGUGUGCGACUGGGACUGGCUGGUGUUUGACCCGCUUGUCUGGGACUGGGACUGCUUGGUGUUGGACUCUAUGAUGUUGGACAUGUUGAUCUACAACUCUGGCUGUGCAGCACGAACAAACCUCUGCUCAUCCACAAGCCCCAACUCCUUGGUAAAACUCAACGCAACAAAGCAGGUGCCUGUGAGUGAGGGGACAGUGUCUGGAGGGACGGAACAUGGUCUAACUCCAGCUUGAACCCAGUGCUGCCGUUCUGUUGACUGCCUGUGUCCCUUCUCCUUGGCUGCUCUUUGACCUCCCCCCUCGGCUUGGCUGCAGAGGGCAAGUUUAACGUCGCUGUGACUGGACGGGUCACUAGGGCGAGAGUCCCAGACUGCCCACGGUCGUCCCCAGCUCCCCGUGGAACUUCCUGCAACACCACUAGAGACUUUUAUUAACUGAUUCACCAUUCAAAUUAUUGAAAAUGUAACAUAUGCUGCAAAUCUGGACCACAACGUGCAAACUGGAGGGAGAAAGGCUGGUGUUUUGGAAGUGAAAUAAAUAAAUCUCUAGCCACUUGGUCUGUGCUGUGUCACCAUCAUUCAUUCCCAUAACGUCUGAUGAAAAGCCGGAACAAUGCCCACAGCUGGCUUCCACCUUCUAGGUCAUUGUCCUCGGCUGUCCGGUGCAGUUGGCAAAGGUCCUGCAGGAUCUGGGAGUGUGCUGGUCCUCCAGUGUCCACAUGUGUUUUGUUUUGUUCCUUCUUUAGCGGCGGCACAGUGGUGCAGCGGGUAGAGCUGCUGCCUCGCAGCGCCAGAGACCCGGGUUCCAUCCCGACUACGGGUGCUGUCUGUACGGAGUCUGCACGUUCUCCCCGUGAACGAGUGGGUUUUCAGCACACUCCAAACACGUGCAGGUUUGUAGCUUAAGUACCUCCUGUAAAGAUUGUAAAUUGUCCCCAGUGUGUAGGAUAGUGUUGGUGUACGGGAUGG